Alligator mississippiensis (American alligator) is the source of this 2539-nucleotide messenger RNA. It is a transcript of the gene NPBWR2, whose product is annotated as neuropeptides B and W receptor 2. The record is from RefSeq and is a predicted model, not a curated record. Gene Ontology annotation, cellular component: membrane; neuron projection. Lineage: Eukaryota; Metazoa; Chordata; Crocodylia; Alligatoridae. Gene Ontology annotation, molecular function: neuropeptide receptor activity; neuropeptide binding. The transcript is spliced from 2 exons. Gene Ontology annotation, biological process: neuropeptide signaling pathway. Bases 775 to 1773 code for a protein of 332 amino acids.
CUGAUGAGAGAGAAAAGAGACUCUACAGCAUAAGACAGCAGGUAUUGCAGAGUACAGCAAGAGCCCUCGGCACAUGCAGACAUGCUCCUUCAUCUCCCUUUCCCUCUCUCCCCCCUUUCCUUUUUGCAGGGCUGCAGGAGUUGCCUGGGAUGUGGAUAGUGCCUGGAUCUUGGCUGGCAUAGAUUGAAAACCCAACUCCUUGCUGCCUGAAUUACGUUGCAGCGAAGAGAUGCUGGAAGCCCCCAGACUUGGAGAAACGCACUGCUGAGAGCAGCAGUGCUUCUGCUUUCUGGUGUGGGAAAGCAAGUGGCUGCUGUGUAAGUAACCCAGAGGCUUCCUAGAGCGCUCCGCUUGAUGUGAAUAGUUUGCCAGGCAUCAUGCUCCCUCGACCUGUGCUCUUUCCUUCCCUGUAACCCAGAGGGGAUUUUUGUGCCAGCCAAUUUAUGCUAAACCACAGGAAAAAGCUACCGCUCGAGCUGGUGUUGUCAGACUGAGAAGACUGUUUCUCGUUCCCCUCUCUUUUUUGGUUAAAGGAACAGUGUGUUUUGCCUGGCAGACACUUUUUUUAUGGCCGUGUGCUCUCUACUGAAUUAAAAAAAAAAUAGUCGCCUUUUAUAAGGAGGAACCGGACAUCCCAUUCCUGCUGGGGUACUUGAUGUCUGAAAAUAAAUCGGUGACAUGUCAGCUCCUUGCCACCGCAGCAGAAGAACUGCCCUUGUCACGCUGUGAAGGACUGCAAUGAAAUCCAAGAGUGGGUGAGCAGAGGCAGCCAGCAUGGGAAAUAACUCCAUGAUGGGUGAUGUGAAUGUCACGUGCAAUGGGACAAGCAGCAGCUGUUACACGGACAAUGGCACCGGGUCCAACUUCACCUUCCACGAACAGUCCCCUGACUUCUACGUGAUCCUCCCGGUGAUUUACUCUGUGAUCUGUGCGGUUGGGCUCACCGGCAACACUGCCGUCAUCUAUGUGAUCCUCAAAGCGCCUAAGAUGAAGACGGUGACCAACAUGUUCAUCCUGAACUUAGCGAUAGCGGAUGACUUGUUCACACUGGUGCUUCCCAUUAACAUUGCAGAGCACCUCCUGCACUAUUGGCCCUUUGGAGAAGUCCUCUGCAAGCUCAUCCUGUCCAUAGACCACUACAACAUCUUCUCUAGCAUCUAUUUCCUAACAGUGAUGAGCAUCGAUAGGUACCUUGUGGUCCUGGCCACAGUUCGAUCCAAGAGGAUGCCCCAUCGUACCUACCGAGCCGCCAGAAUCGUCAGCCUGUGCAUCUGGGUUCUGGUCACGGUCAUCGUUCUCCCGUUCGUCGUCUUUGCCAAUGUCUACAUCGAUGAUUUGAAGAUCAAGAGCUGCGGUCUCAAUUUCCCCACGCCGGAAAGGUUUUGGUUCAAGGCCAGCCGGAUCUACACCCUUCUCCUUGGCUUUGCCAUCCCAGUCUCCACCAUCUGCAUUCUCUACACCAUGAUGCUGUAUAAACUGAGGAACAUGCACUUGAACUCGAAUGCCAAAGCCCUGGACAAAGCCAAGAAGAAGGUCACUAUUAUGGUCUUCAUUGUCCUGGCGGUAUGUCUCUUCUGCUGGACCCCCUUCCACUUGGCCACCAUUGUGGCUCUGACCACUGACUUACCACAGACCCCCCUCGUGAUUGGCAUCUCCUACUUCAUCACCAGCCUCAGCUAUGCCAACUCCUGCUUGAAUCCUUUCCUGUAUGCUUUCCUGGAUGACAGUUUUCGGAAAAGCUUCAGAAAGAUGUUGGACUGCAGAGCUGCCUAAAAGACAGACCAGAUCCUCUCCUUUUGUGGCUUCACAUGAGGCAACUCUGCAAACUUUCCCCAUGUGUAGCUAAGAAGUGCCCGAGUUUUAUGCCUUCUUUAUAAUUUAUGCACCAACAAGUGUUCAUUUCACACGGAUCACCUGCGUUGUUUGUAAGCUUUCUGGCAAUCCUUGUGUUUUCCUGGUAUGAAUCUCCGAGUCUCUUGAAGUUGUGUGUGCGCAGGCAUGUGUUUUAAUCGAGCCCUGAAAUAUUAAAGACAGACAACUCUCUUGCUUAAAAUAUACUCUUGCCAUAUCAUAGUCUUAUAUUGCCACCUGCUGUAUAAUCCCAGAAGAGCUGGCUCUUUUAAAGUGUAAGGCUAAAGAGCAGUCUUUAAAAAUGGAUGUGACCCUCAGUUACUAAAGUACAUGUUGUUUUCAGAAUUAUUGUAGGCCUACCAGAUACGUUUGUGCAUUGAGAAAGUGGAGGUAGGAGAUGGGAUAAAAUGGUGCAUUUAGAGAUUUAAAAAAAACCCUUGGCCUUGUAUAGCUGUGUCUCUGGAAAAGGUGGGUCUAUUUUUGCCCAUGAGUUCUUCUUUCCCAGAAAGCUAGCCUGAUUCAAAUUUAAGCCAAAAGCAAAAUGUGCAUCUUCAAAGUCCAUUUGAACACUACAAUAUGCAAAUACCGCGGGCACCUACGGAAACCAUUCCUUUUUGUCAUUGUUUUUAAAUGUUUAAUGUGCAUCUAUUUAAAAGUGUUUGAAGAAAUAAAACCACGAUGAAAACUG